Messenger RNA from Lecanosticta acicola, 1179 nucleotides. The record is from the annotation of a GenBank genome assembly. NCBI's taxonomy places the organism in Eukaryota, Fungi, Ascomycota, Dothideomycetes, Mycosphaerellales, Mycosphaerellaceae.
AUGCUGGAUUUCAUGGACUAUGUCCAGGCGGCCUUCUCCCGGACCUCGCGGUGGAACGUCGACAACAGCUAUGCCGCCUUGACCACAACCUCAACCAACCUGCUCGACUUUCACAUCCCUCAAGGUCUACGCCUCCAUCUCUCCUCGCUCUCCGCCCCGAACUUCGCAACGAGCUACACAUUGGGCAGCAGGGGUGUGGUCGAUGGCGCUCUCAGCUUCCUAUACUCAAGCUUGGGCUUGAGAGCGAUCAGCAGGAGCAGCGACGUCUACUUGAGCAAUUUUGUCAGAGGCUACAGGCAUCUACAAGAGCUGAACAUUGCGGAAGAGAGAGCGGUGACGCAGACAUCAGAGGGUGGCCAGCAGAAAGAACGCAGAGAUGCAUUGCUCUACGGUCGUCUCUAUCUGCCUUCAAGCACACUGGAAGCUCUGUACUUGAGACGCCUUUCGCCAUCGCGACUCCUACGGCUGAACUGUGUGUCUGACGGAGACUUGCCGAACGGGGGUACCAUUCUCGCUGUUCUGCAGAACGACUACGGAAAGUACAGCACUGAAUAUCUCUACUCGACCGACUCGGCCCUCAUUGGCCUACGAGGCCUCUGGAACUUCGGAUUCGAUCCAAGAUUUCCCAACUUCCAACCUGCUUCGCGUCCACCAGCACAUCCGUGGGAUCAUCAGAAUGGCCGUCUGAGCGCGGGUGCGGAGGUCUAUUUCAGUCCGCUGAACAAGAGUGGUGGCAUCAGCACAGGCUUGAGGUUCACGACCCUUCCAAUCCACACCGGCUUCCCGUACACCAUGGCGCUCACGGUCAAUCCACUGAUGGGUAACCUGAGCUCCACAUACGCGGUGAAGGCUGGUCCAAAUCUGGCUCUGUGCUCCCGUUUUGACUUCAACGUGUAUAGUUAUGAAAGCGACGUGGUAGUAGGCAUGGAGCUUUGGAAACGUGAGCAGACUCACCCAGAAGUGGCUUGGGCCAAGUCACAGCUCCGGCCAGACUGGAAGAGACCAGAUGGCGACGUGAAUGGAGUACUCAAGGCGCGCAUGGACAAUCACGGCAAGAUCGGGUUGCUCUGGGAAUGCCGCGUGAAGGAACUGCUGUUGAGUCUGGGUGCCGGGUUCGACCUGAAGAACCGAGAUCGGAUGCUGGGUAAUGUAGGGGUCGCCGUCAGCUACUCCAGUUAA